UUCGAGUUCUUUGGACCCUUUCGUGACGCACGAGUUCUGGGAGCUGUUUCCCUGACGGCCUCGAUGGCAGCGAGGUUGUCUUUGCUUUUACCCCUCUGGCGUGCGGCGCCGCCGGGGUCGCCCUCAAAGCCCAGCGGAGGUGUUUGCCGAACACAGCUUCUUGACUCCGAGCUGAGUUUAUUAGCGUUGAAGUAAAAACAGUAUUCACUAGGCUUGCCGCCGUAUUUUUUUUAAGGAGCAGAUUAUUCACGUUUCCAAAUGUCCCGGGGAGAAACGAAGUAAACACUAAACAUUCCUAAAUAUGGACCUAUGUAAAGGGUAGAUCUUAAACACACAGGUGCUUAUGGACGUGGUUCUGUAACUAAAGACCUGCCUGGCCCCACUGAAGGAACCGAAGCCUGAUAUGCAGAGCCCUGUCCGGCCGUGCGCCCCCCUGGCCCUGAACGUGCUCUCGAAACCGGAAGUUCCUCAGGAAGCGGACCGGUCUUGCGCAGUGCAGAGCAUUUGUCUUUUAAAGGCUGACUUUACAGAAUUAAAUUAGUUCCUAGUUGGUGGAUUUUUUGUACACAAAUAGUUUGCUCUAGUGUCAGUGGCCAGUGUGGAAUCUUGUUUUAGUUGUAAUGGAAAUUACAACUAAAGCACGAAUUAGCAGGAAAAGGCUUUAAAGAGAAAGUGCAGGACCAAGAGUGUGGCAUUUGGUCUUUCUGGUCUCUGUCAUAUACGUUACCUGUGUCCUGCGCAAGGAUUCUGAAGCUAAAAGCUUUUAAGACUCAGCCUCACUCUGCUGUUGGAUUCAAGGGCAACACAUCUUUGAAUGAAUUUACAGGGACAAGCUGCUUCCUGAAGGAUUGGAGUUUGUUGUUCAAGACGCAAUCAGAAAAGCUCUCCGAGAAUGGCUCUUGUCUUCGUGUAUGGCACCCUGAAGCGAGGCCAGCCCAACCACAAGGUCCUGCUGGACGGUGCACAUGGCUCCGCAGCCUUCCGCGGCCGGGGCCACACAGCUGAGCCCUUCCCGCUGGUGAUCGCCGGUGAGCACAACAUCCCCUGGCUGCUCCACCUCCCCGGCCGGGGCCGCUGCGUGGCGGGCGAGAUCUACGCGGUGGAUGAGCAGAUGCUGCGCUUCCUCGACGACUUUGAAGGCUGUCCUGACAUGUACCAGCGCACUGCUGUGCAGGUGGCGGUGCUCGAGUGGGAGGGCGAGGGUGGCCCCGGGGACAGCGUGCAGUGCUUCGUGUACAGCACGGCCACCUACGCACCCGAGUGGGCCCGCCUCCCCUACCAUGACAGCUACGACUCGGAGGGGCCGCAUGGGCUGCGCUACAACCCCCGGGAAAGCAGGUAGGAAGGGCUGGUGGCACAGCAAGGCCAGAGGGGACCUGCAGUUGCCUUGUCACCUUGGCUCGGUGUGGAUUCCAGCACAAAAGCGGACCAGCACUUCAGUUGUAAAACUCCAGAAAGCUAAACUCUUUCAGUGGCACUGAACUGACACUGUAAUAAGGUCGGGCCCUCAGGUCGCUCUCUCGGACCCUGUAGUGAGGCUUGCUGCUUAGAGGGCAUCUGUGGGCUUGGGCAUAUUAGUUUAAAAAAACUUCAAAUGCUAAUUCCCCUAAAUGGCAUUUAAAGGACUCACAUGGUACACUUCUCUCUUCUUUUUGCUUUGGUUUACUUGGAAGAUCGCAUACUCAGUGACUAAAGACUGUGCCGCACUUGGUUUGCAGAUGACUAUACUGAUUCUGUCCUGCAGCACCUAGAGAAAGAAGUUUUAAUAAAAGCUGAUUUUUGAAUGGCUCGAUAUAAUUAAGCCUCAAGAAAAA
Messenger RNA from Chinchilla lanigera (long-tailed chinchilla), 1814 nucleotides. RefSeq names its product gamma-glutamylamine cyclotransferase (gene Ggact). NCBI's taxonomy places the organism in Eukaryota, Metazoa, Chordata, Mammalia, Rodentia, Chinchillidae. The record is from RefSeq and is a predicted model, not a curated record. Gene Ontology annotation, molecular function: gamma-glutamylaminecyclotransferase activity. Bases 893 to 1342 code for a protein of 149 amino acids. The transcript has 4 exons.